Eutrema salsugineum is the source of this 995-nucleotide messenger RNA. Its product is annotated as thylakoid lumenal 17.4 kDa protein, chloroplastic. The transcript has 4 exons. The record is from RefSeq and is a predicted model, not a curated record. NCBI's taxonomy places the organism in Eukaryota, Viridiplantae, Streptophyta, Magnoliopsida, Brassicales, Brassicaceae. The coding region runs from base 34 to 756 and encodes 240 amino acids.
CGGAGAUGGCAAAAGCUCAAAAUCUCAACAGCCAUGGCUUCGCUUCCUGUUCAGUUCACCAGGAAUCAUCUCUCUACACCGUAUUUCUCCGGGAGAAUCCGCCGCUCCGACUUCAAGGAUCCAAGAUCUUUCGUAACUGUACAUUGCUCCGCUAGAGAAAACAGAGACGAUGGCCAAGGAUUCAAGAAGAGUUUGUUCCCUGUGAAAGAGCUUGGAUGUAUCGCUUGCGCCGUUCUCUCUGCUUGCACUCUUACAAUGGCUUCUCCUGUAAUUGCUGCUAAUCAGAGACUUCCACCGCUUUCAACAGAUCCAAACCGGUGUGAACAAGCGUUUGUUGGUAACACGAUAGGUCAAGCAAAUGGAGUCUAUGACAAACCACUAGAUCUUAGGUUCUGCGACUACACAAACGAUCAAUCUAAUCUCAAAGGAAAGACACUCUCUGCAGCUUUGAUGUCAGGGGCCAAGUUUGAUGGCGCCGAUAUGACUGAAGUCGUUAUGUCAAAAGCUUAUGCCGUAGGAGCAAGCUUCAAGGGGGUGAAUUUCUCGAACGCUGUUAUUGAUCGGGUGAAUUUCGGGAAAUCUGAUCUGAAAGGAGCGGUUUUCAAGAACACUGUGUUAUCAGGUUCGACAUUUGAUGAGGCAAAUCUGGAGGAUGUGGUCUUUGAGGACACAAUCAUUGGUUACAUAGACCUUCAGAAAAUUUGUAGGAACGAGUCAAUAAACGAAGAAGGAAGACUCGUGUUGGGUUGCAGAUAGAGAAGAGACAAGGCUUGGUUUUGAUGUAUUUAUACGAUGUAAGAAUUUGAGAUUUGACACAAAGAAUGUAUGAACGAAGUAAGUAAAGGUUCAAAGGAUAAGUACCCAGGAGAGUAAAGAGGUUGUAUAAUUUUUAUCAUCCCUGUAAAUUCUGUAACCAAACGAAGGCUUUUCUCUGUUCCUCGAUGAUUUACAUACACAGAUUAAUGUGUAGAUCAUGUGUAUGUCUUUUCCUUUAA